UGUGAGACUAUUUUCUACAGUUAAUCAACAAAACCAGAAAGCUCUUAUUGCAGGAGGUGGUGCUCCAGAAAUAGAGUUGGCCUUAAGACUGACUGAGUAUUCACGAACACUGAGUGGUAUGGAAUCGUACUGCGUCCGUGCCUUCGCAGAUUCUAUGGAGGUCAUUCCAUCUACGCUAGCUGAAAAUGCUGGCCUGAAUCCCAUUUCCACAGUAACAGAAUUAAGAAACCGGCAUGCCCAAGGAGAAAAGACUACAGGCAUUAAUGUCCGAAAGGGUGGUAUUUCCAAUAUUUUAGAGGAAAUGGUUGUCCAGCCUUUGUUGGUUUCAGUCAGUGCUCUGACCUUAGCAACUGAAACUGUCCGAAGCAUUCUGAAAAUUGAUGAUGUGGUAAACACUCGAUAAUCUGGAUAAUGCUGGCUAACUGCCAUGAUUAUAGCCACUAGUACUAUGGCUAGAGUGGAUGAUGAUCACUUUAAUGUUCUUUGUCUGGAAGAUUGUUUCCCUUAUGAAUUCCUGGAUUUGGUCUUCCAGUUGGCAUUUGCUUGAAAUGUAUGGAACAGCUUGAUGAAAAUAUUAAAUAUUUGGUUUCAAAAGACA
Dipodomys ordii (Ord's kangaroo rat) is the source of this 598-nucleotide messenger RNA. Its product is annotated as T-complex protein 1 subunit delta-like. Lineage: Eukaryota; Metazoa; Chordata; Mammalia; Rodentia; Heteromyidae. The record is from RefSeq and is a predicted model, not a curated record. The annotation marks the transcript as partial. Gene Ontology annotation, biological process: protein folding. The transcript has 4 exons. Gene Ontology annotation, molecular function: ATP binding; ATP-dependent protein folding chaperone. Gene Ontology annotation, cellular component: chaperonin-containing T-complex.